AGGGAGGUUGGACAGCGCGGGCCCCCAGUGCCAGCCCAAUAGACUGAUGAGUUAUUGUCAUGUAAAAGCGCUAGCAAUAAGACCAAACGCUUUGCCAUUGUCCAAGAGGAAAGAGCCAAGUUUAUUAUGAGGACUAUAUGCUCUAGAGACCUGAGGCUAGGCGGCUCUUAGGGGGCUUUUCAUAAAACAGGGCGAAGCUCCUAUAAAGGAGGCCAGUUUUGGAGCAGGCGCCGAGCAGUGCACAUCUACCCACGGUCUAGCCUCUUUCCAAAACAGUCAAAUCCAAGCAAGUCAAUUCUCCCCAUUUCAUCUCGUGUCAUUAUCAUUGUUUUUGUAAUCAAAUUUGAAGUUUAGAUUUUUUUUCCUGGGAAGUGCUGCUCUCUUUAUCCACUGAGCCUUUUCAAAUGUAUAAAAUGGAGUAUUCUUACCUAAAUUCCUCUGCCUACGAGUCAUGUAUGGCCGGGAUGGACACAUCGAGCUUGGCAUCAGCCUAUGCGGACUUCAGCUCGUGCAGUCAAGCCAGUGGGUUUCAGUACAAUCCGAUCAGGACCACGUUUGGGGCUACCUCCGGCUGCCCGUCUCUUACGCCGGGUUCUUGCAGUCUGGGGACACUGCGGGACCACCAAAGCAGCCCAUACGCCGCAGUUCCUUACAAACUCUUUACGGAUCAUGGCGGACUGAACGAGAAAAGAAAGCAGAGGCGCAUUCGGACCACUUUUACCAGCGCACAGCUCAAGGAGCUCGAGAGGGUUUUUGCUGAGACCCACUACCCAGAUAUCUACACACGUGAAGAGCUGGCGCUCAAAAUCGAUUUGACUGAAGCCAGAGUGCAGGUGUGGUUCCAAAACCGACGCGCCAAAUUCCGUAAGCAAGAGCGCGCGGCCUCUGCUGCUGCUGCCGCUGCCAAGAACGGCUCCGGGAAGAAGUCGGACUCUAGGGAAGAAGACAGUAAAGAGGCCAAAUCUACCGACCCUGACAGCACGGGAGGACCGGGGCCCAACUCUGUCCCAACCUCUAACUGCGGCGGGCCCAGUCCAACCGGUGGCCAGGUCAACGUUUCCAGCGGAAACGGACAAGUGGACCAAGUGAAGACGUCGGUGGCGCCCGGCAUGUGUGGAAACACACCGAGUCAAGGCUGGGCUUCCGCCCCGGGUACCAUCACCUCCAUCCCGGACUCAUUGGGUGGACCGUUCGCCAGCGUACUGUCCUCUUUGCAAAGACAGAACGGAGCCAAAGCUACAUUAGUAAAGACCAGCAUGUUCUAAUACAGCGGAGACCCACUGACAAAAUCAAACAAGAGAAACAUGGUUUACUCAGGUGACUGAGGAGUGUUGAGUCGUGAAAUGAGGGAUGUUACAAGAAAGACUGAAGGACACUGAUAGGCCUAUCAUAACCGCAGUUGUAAAAAGAUGAAGAUGACUACUCUGAUUUUUUUUGCCUCAGUCCUUCCCGGUUAUCGUCCAGUAUUGUGGUCAUUCUGCACUUAUAGCUGUCUGGUUCAAGUAACCACAAACUGCUAUGAGUCAAAAGCAGUGUCCCAUCAUAAGACCAGAUGUCAUCAAAAUGUCAGACACUGUACAACUGCUUGUUUUGUUUAGGUAGCCAACAUUCUGAUUUGACUGAAGAUCUUCGAUAUAUGGAAUGUCUCUGUUUAUUAUCGAACGAGACAGACUAUUUUGUUUUUUCCUGAUGCAACUUACUAAGUGUAAGUAGCCUAUACACCACUGUUUCAGGGCUCGUGAAGAAUUUCGUUUCUUUCAGUUGUUGACAUCAAAUGAACACCCUUAUUUCCUCAAAAAAGGCACAAAGUACAAAAGUUCACUGCUGACAGGAAUAUGUAAUUGUAUUGUGAGUCUUUCUACAGCUGUGUUUUUGUGGCUCAAAUUGUAUAGUGUUAAUAUGUAUUAUUGUAUCUAUCCUAUAGUUGACCUUAAGCCACACUCCCCAGUCCCUUUAGAAUCACUAAGUCUUUUUGACGUUUUACAAAAUUACCACUGGCGAAUUUAUUUUGGGUAAAAAAAGGGGAAUGUAUGCAAACAGUGUUAUUUCACUAUUAUUUGCAUGUCUUUUUGUCCGAUUUUAUAAUAAUUUCCCCCCAUUUUGUGAGCAUAAUGUAACACGUUUUGUCCAGGAUUUGAAAGUUAUUUAUAUGUAGGUAAUGAAUGCUUAUAUUUAAGGAAAUAUUUCUACAUGUGCACAUAGUUUUCCAGGUGUACCAUUGAAAUGGUUGUUGAUAAAAAUAAUCAAAGUUG
Molecule: messenger RNA, 2252 nt
Organism: Salvelinus sp. IW2-2015
Lineage: Eukaryota; Metazoa; Chordata; Actinopteri; Salmoniformes; Salmonidae
Product: paired mesoderm homeobox protein 2B-like
Biological process (GO): enteric nervous system development; regulation of transcription by RNA polymerase II
Molecular function (GO): RNA polymerase II transcription regulatory region sequence-specific DNA binding; DNA-binding transcription factor activity, RNA polymerase II-specific
Source: RefSeq, a predicted model, not a curated record